Auxenochlorella protothecoides is the source of this 1710-nucleotide messenger RNA. RefSeq lists its product as hypothetical. The record is from RefSeq and is a predicted model, not a curated record. Lineage: Eukaryota; Viridiplantae; Chlorophyta; Trebouxiophyceae; Chlorellales; Chlorellaceae. The coding region runs from base 1 to 1710 and encodes 569 amino acids. The transcript is spliced from 8 exons.
AUGAGCGGCAACAACCCCUACGAGGCCCUGCGCCGCGAGGCCUCCGCCCCCGGCACACAGGUCGUGGAGCCGGACGCAAAGGUGCAGACCAUCCCCGCACCCGAGACGGUUGCGCCACCUGCACCCAAGCCCCACAAGCCCGGCAAGCCAGAUGUCAGCAAGGCCCCCGGCGACAUCUCCUAUGCCCAGACCGUGAAGGAGGGUGAGACCAAGACGACCGACACAUCCUCCACCACCGGCAGCAAGCCCUCUGGCGGCGCGGCGCGCAAGAACAAGGCCGGCGAACCCCUGAGCAACGAGCCCAACUUCAACUACGCCCAGAAGCACGCCGAGAAGGCUGGAGAUAAGGCCGGCGAGGCCGCGCAGAAGGGCAAGGAGUCGCUGCACGAGGCGGGCAAGGCUGCCAAGUCUGCGGCGGGCGAGAGCGUGGAGGCCGGCAAGCAAGCGGCGGGCGAGGCGGCGCAGGCUGCGAAGCACAAGGCGCGCGAGGUGGAUGAGGCUGCGGGUGAGGCGCUCGGCCACGCGCGUGAGGCGGCGGGCGAGGCGGCCGACGCCGCGCGCGAGUACGCGGCCGCGGCGCGCGACAAGGUUGCCGAGGCUGGCGACGCCGUGUACGAGCAGGCGGCGCGCGGCGUGGAGUACAUCAAGGAGCACCUGCCCACGGGGCUGGGCGACGCGGCGGCCAGCAAGGCGCGCGAGAUGGCGCCUGAGGACCUGCGCAGGCGCGGAGACCGCGAGGCGCUGGCGGACGGCGAGAAGCCGGGCACCGUGGGCGGGCUGUUUGGCGCCGCCAAGGGCGCUGCCAGCUACGUCGGGGCCAAGGAUGGCGAGCAGGGGCUGGGCGACGCAGCGGCCAGCAAGGCGCGCGACGCCGCACCAGAGGAGCUGGUCCGGCGCGGCGACCGCGAGGCUCUGGCUGACGGCGAGCAGCCGGGCACGCUGGGCGGGCUGUUUGGUGCCGUCAAGGGCGCCGCCGGAUUCGUCAGGGAGCACCUGCCUGGCCAGGGUGGCAGCGCCAAGCAGCCAUACGUCCGCGAGUACCGCGCCGGUCCGGGCGACUUCCACUACGCACAGUUCUCACAGGCUGUGAGGGACAAGCUGGGCGGUGCCGCCGACACCGCAGGGGCCAAGGUCCAUGAGGCUGAGGACAAACUGCGCGAGGCACGCCUGAACCGCCCCACAGAGACCGAGUCGCAGCGCGCGGCGCGCUACGCGACGGGCGACUCCAUCUCCCUGAGCGACACCGCCGUGGAUGCCUACGACUCUGCGCGCCUGCGCUCCGCGCGCAGCCCGGUGGCCGCCGAGACCCGGGACGCGCUGGCCGGCGCCCGCGAGGGCGUGGCCUCGGGGCUGGGCGCCGCCAAGGACCGCACCCUGGACGCCAAGGACAGCCUGGUGUCGGGGCUGGAGACGGCCAAGGACAAGACGGCGGGCGCGGCGCAGGCCGUGGCCGACCGCGUGGCUGGCGCCGCGCACAGCGUCACCGACUCACUGUCGGCUGCUAGCGACAACGCGCGCUGGGCGGUGGAGCACACCAAGGAGCAGGUGCAGAAGAAGGCGGACGAGUGGCAGGCGGAGCUGACGCCCACGACCGAGUCCGAGGCUCGCGUCGCGCGCGGCGAGGUCCCCUCUGACACCCAGUCGCUGCUGGCGGCCAAGGGCCUGGGGGCCGAGGUCUCCCACGCCACCCACAUCAACCGCGCGCAGUGA